Bipolaris zeicola 26-R-13 is the source of this 549-nucleotide messenger RNA. RefSeq lists its product as uncharacterized. The transcript is spliced from 2 exons. Bases 1 to 549 code for a protein of 182 amino acids. NCBI's taxonomy places the organism in Eukaryota, Fungi, Ascomycota, Dothideomycetes, Pleosporales, Pleosporaceae. The record is from RefSeq and is a predicted model, not a curated record.
AUGUCGAGCAAGAACUAUGAUUGGAAACCAAUGCCCGGCACCAGAUCAUUUUGCGAGACCAGCAUCGACCCCGUAUGGCGCGUUAGCUUCGUGCGCAGCGAUCCCAUCGAAACUGUAAUUCACAACGCCUGUGUAGCUAUGAUGCCCGAGUGCGCAUUCCGCGACCGCCUUUCCAACGGCACUAUCUGCAGCGCAACUGUCGACUACCCGCUCGACGGCAACAAGUACUACAAGCCGCCGAACGUCGAUGCGGUUAGGCACAACGGCACUGACUGGCAGCUUAUACCGAUCAUGUUUGUAGUAAGGCCUGGGGGGCGGGUAAAUGGCACUCCAGAUACACCUGUCUUCUGGAGGGUGGAAGAUUGCUAUGGAUAUCUUUUUCAGUUUUUCGAGAAGCUGAUGCCAGAGGGUUGUCGUAAUAGCGAGGGUUAUAGGUUUAUGGGGCAACUCGCUGUUGCGGAAGGGGGCUCGUUGGCUGACGCGAAACCGGGCUCGUUGGCUGGCACGAAAUUUUUUGUUACUUUUGAUAAUACUGGUGGUGGUGAUUAA